This is a messenger RNA of Mollisia scopiformis, 321 nucleotides long. Its product is annotated as putative Elongin-C. The record is from RefSeq and is a predicted model, not a curated record. Bases 1 to 321 code for a protein of 106 amino acids. The transcript is spliced from 4 exons. Gene Ontology annotation, cellular component: elongin complex. NCBI's taxonomy places the organism in Eukaryota, Fungi, Ascomycota, Leotiomycetes, Helotiales, Mollisiaceae. Gene Ontology annotation, biological process: ubiquitin-dependent protein catabolic process. Gene Ontology annotation, molecular function: protein-macromolecule adaptor activity.
AUGGCGUCCUCAAGCCAGAACCAAGGGUUGAGCAAGUACGUCACCCUCAUCUCGCUCGAUGGGUUUGAGUUCGUGGUCUUGAGAGAGGCGGCUUGUAUUAGCAAGGCCAUUGCCAAGAUGUUGAAUACGCAGAGUAACUUCAUGGAAGCAAAGGAUGGGAGAUGUGUGUUUGGAGAGAUUAAUGGUAUCGUCCUCGAGAAAGUCGCAGAGUACUUCUACUACAACUACAAAAAUCGGAACAAGGAGGAUGUUCCAGAUAUGGAAAUCCCACCAGAGCUGUGCUUGGAGUUAUUGAUGGCUGCAGAUUACUUAGACACAUAA